CGCGACUCCGACAGCGUGAGCCGUGGUAUUUAUUUUCAAUAAAAAAAAAAAAACAAAAACAAACAAAACAAAUAAUAAUAUAAACAUUUUAAUAUAAUGCAACGAAUUAUAAUAAUAAUAAAGUAAUUUAAAAAAUAAUUAAAGGGGUUAAAGGUGAUUUAAAACAAACAAAACACCACUUACGGUGUUUUGUUUUGGCCUUGUGUCAGCAAAACAUUGUUAUUGUUUUUUUUUUUAAUUUUUGUUAUUUUUUUGUUUUGUUUACCCCUUGUAAAAAAUUUGACGCCCUCAAUCUGACACUCAGUGCCAUUUUGUUGCUCAACGAGUGAGGGUUAACAGUGAACUUUCUCCCAAAGUCUUCUCUCCCUCCCCUGUCUCUCUUCCACCCCAUAAAAUUUUAUAAAAAAUCAUAAAAAAAAAAAAUUACGUUUAUUUUCUUUUUAGUGAAUAUUCAAGUGUUGUUAUUUUUUUUAUUUAUUUAUUAAGUUGUUUUUUUUUAUUUUUUUAUUUUUAAUUAAAAAAAGUAAAAUGUUGAUAUUUUAAAUGACAUUUUGAGGAAAUUUUUUGGUUUUCAUUCGAUGAAGUGUUUGAUGAUAAUUGACAUAAAUAAAGGUGGUGUGUUGUUGAUGAAAUAUCAAAAAUCAAAGGGUUGUAAUAUUGUUGGUGAUGGUGGUUAUUAUAUGAGAAUAGUAGGGUCAUUGCAGUUUGUGUUGGAAAGGUCGGAAGGCGUGCGUGCGUGAAUGCGCGCGCGCCAGCGGGCUAACCAUCGUGUCUUCAACAAGAUCACCAGCACCACCAGCACACACGAUGAUACUCGUGAUAUCUUUGAGAAAUAACAGAGAUAAAUACAUUGACUUACAGUGAUAUUCUAGGGAAUUUUUAUUGUGAAUUUAUUUUAAAAAAUUAAUAUAAUUGUCAAAUAAUAAUUGACAUUGAUAUUUUUUUGAAAAGGAAAAAUUAAAAAUAUAAUCCUUGGAGCUGGUUUUGAUGAUAUUGUGGGUUUAAAAAUUAAUCAUAUAUAUUUUUGGAGUUGAUUUGGAUAAGGAAGGUAAAGUAAGAGUUUGGAAAUAUCGAUCCAUCUUACUAUCCUCACAACUACAACUACUACUACUCCAUUUUAAAAAUCCUCGUGGCUAUUAUCAUGCCCAUGUCGAUACAAACAUGCAUAAUUAAAUUAUAUAACAUGUAAAAUGUUUAAUAUAUUAAAUACACUUAAAUAUAAUUUAAAAAUGAACUGCCAACUAGAAAAUAAUACAACAGUAUCAACCAUUAUUGGUUGUUAUAUUGUUGAGAUAAUAAAUUAUAAAAUAAUUAAUAAUAUAGUCAUGCAAUAAAGUGUCCAAAUAUUUGCAACUCAAGUGCCGCCUUUUUUCGUGAUUAUUAAUUUUUAUUUUGAUGACAUAUUAUACACCUUUAUCUAAGAAAUAUAAUAUACAAAAAAUUUCAUAAAAAAUCAACAUAUUAAAAUUUUAAAAAACACACGCGAUAAGUGAACGUAAAAAGUCAAAAAAAAAAAAUAAAUAAAUAAUAAUAAAUUAUUAUAAUGAUAAUAAUCAAGUCUUCCCUGUAAGGAGAAACAACAAAAAAAAAAAUUUAAUAAUUUCAAAAUAACGUGAAAAUAAAAUUGUAUUUUUUUAUGCAAAAUAUUGCAUUUUAAAUAUAAAAAUUAAUUUUUAAACGACAAAAAUAACAAAAAAAAAAAAAAAGAAAAAUGGUAUCACGAUAUGGUAUAUCAAAGGAGGGCACUGUCGGUGUUGCCGUCGGUGUUGGUCCAAUGCAUUGUUUAUUACCACAAGGUAAUGGUGGACGACAUCAUCACCAUCAUCAUCAUCAUAUAUCACCACAUCCACAGAAUCCAAAUCAUAAUCACAUACAUACGCACAAUCAACAAGCAUUGCAACCACAACCAUUGAGUCCUCAUGGACCACAUAUUGGACAAAUCAAUCAUGGACAACAUCAGCUUACAAUCAAUAUUGGCCAUCAUCAUCAACAGCAGCAACAACAACAGCAACAGCAAAAUCAACAUCAACAGCAACAGCAACAACCACCACCACCUCAGUAUAGAAUCAUUGCGACAAAUGCGCGAUCUGAAUUUCAUGUACCUGGACAAAAUUACGGUGCCCAACCAGGGGCCCAGGUUGGUGGUGGAGCUGGAAGUAUAGGUGUACCUGGAGGUCGUGGACCACCAUCAUUAGUUGGUUUACCAUCAAUUGGACAAACAACAACAGGUAUACAACCUGGUGGUCCAACUGGUGUACAACAACAGCAACAACAACAACAACAACCACCCCAAGUAUCAACACCUGGUGUACAACAACAACAACAGGGUCCAACACCAACAACAACACCACCAGUGCAUACACCAUCACCACAAGAGAUGGGUAAACCAGCACAUUUACAGGCUCAACAGCCAACAAUGCAACAGCCAUAUGGACAAAAUCCAAAUAGGCCUCCGCCACACAGUUUCUAUCAAAUGGCAACAAGAAGUCAACCAUUACAACCGAGAAAUAUAGCUCAUCGUGGUAGUCAAGUUGGUGCAGCAACACAUGUUAGUAUGGCAGGAGUUACUGGAAGUCCUGGUCAAUCACCUGCCAUGUAUCCUGGUCAUGCAAAUAUUAUGUCAUCUGUAGCACCAAUAUUUGUACCUUCAGCUGGUAUUCAUGGUGGUGCUCAUCAACCAGUUAAUUUUGUUAAUGCAAGUCCAAUGUCAAUUUAUCCCCAACAAACAAGACAUCAACCACAUCAUCCACCACAGGCAUACUAUCCAAGCUUUCAGUCACAUCCUAUGAUGCCAAGUUUGUAUACUGGAUUUACACCAGGUCAACCACCACCAGCAUAUUGUUAUCAAUCUUAUCAACCACAAAAUGCAGCAAUUAGUAUAAAUAGACCAACUCCAAAUGCUGUUACUGGUGCUGGACAAAAUGUUGCAGGACCGCUGGCCGGUGCACAAGGAACAGCUGGUGUACCACAAAAUACACUUCAACAACCAGCACAACAACCCCAACCAAUACCUCCAAUGUCAAUAGCACUUACCCAACCAACUUAUGCAGGACACAAUGGUGGCACACCAGCUCCAGCUCCAUAUAGAAAAGCAGCAAGGAUAUGUGCCAUUCUUGAUAUUGUUGAUCCACAAACUGGACUUAAUGUUGCUAAUGAAAUUUAUAAUGAAGCAGGAACAGCUCCAAGUGAUGAGACUAAAAAUCGUGAUACUCCACAACCACAGAACUCUGCAAUUAUUGCUGAAUUUGCAUCGUUAGUUGCAAAAGCUGCAAGUGAAACUACAGGAACAAAUGCUACAGCAGCAACAACAACUACAACAACAACAACCACAACAUCAUCACCAUCAUCAUCAUCAAUAACAGCAACAACAACAACAACAUCAACAACAACGACGAGUGUACAAGAUACUAUAAAAGAUAAAUCUUUAAAUACAACAUUACAAACAAAUGUUAUUAAUCAGACAUCUAGUCAAACAAUGACAAAUUCAAUUAGUUGUACAGUUCCUAUUGUUACACCUAGUACAACAAAUAUUGUCAAAUCAACAAUUGAUGCUCAAUCAAAUGCUCAAGUUGAUGUGUCUAUUAUUAAUAAUGAUACAAAACAGUUGUCAUCAUUAACUAAAGAAUUUAGACCACGUAGUGAUAUAAAUCAAUUAUCACAAAAACAACAACAAGCACAAUCUAUUGAUGAACAAAAAUCACAAAGUGUAAUUAAAGAAACUCCUGUUGUACCUGCUCACCCUGAACGUGAUGACGAAAAAGUAUCAUGUAAAAUAUCUUCAACAACUGCUGUUACAUGUCCUGUAUCUACAAUUGCACGUGAACCUGUUGAAAAAAAUUUAUCAACAAAAAAGAAUGUAACAUUACCAGUACAGUCAACAAUUUCAAAUGUUACUACCAGUGAUUCAGCUAUUAUUGCUGAACCAGCUGUGCCAGUUAUUGAAGCUCCAAAGGAACAAAACAAACAAAUAAUUUGUGAAAAAAUUAUUGAAUCAUCAGCUAAAACAUCAGAGACUCAUAAAAAUGGUGAAAACAAUGCUGAUAAAUCUGACGAAGAAUUCAUUGAUGGUAAAGCUGCACAAAAAAAGAGCAAAAAUAAGCUCAAAGAAGUUGAUACAAACCGCAAAAGUGCGGAAAAAGAAGGUGAUAAUAUGGAAACCAUCGUGAGUACGGUUGAACAACCGAAAAAUAUUGAACUAAUUAAAAAACAAGAUAUAAAAAAUGAUGUUGUAGUUACAAAAGUUGAUGAUGUUUGUGAAAUAUCAUUAAAAGAAAAUGUAACAACUGAAUCAAAACCUGAUACUGAUAUUGAAGAUAAAAAAAUUGAUGAUACAGUAAAUAUUGAUAAAUGUAGUAAAACAAAUUUACCUGUGGAAAAUCAUAAAAAUAUAACAACAAUAAUUGAACAAGAUAAUAAUAAAACAACAGCACGUAUUACUGAUAAACGUGCAAAUGAUGUUGUUGAUCAUGCUCAUAUUAUUAAAGAUAAAAUAAUUGAUGUUGAAACAUUAGUUGCCCAAAAAAAUCAAGAAAAUUCAAAAGUAUCAAAUACAACAACAACAACAAAUGAUGUUAAACCAAUUGAUACUACUGCUGCUGUUGUUGAUAAUGAAGAUGAUAAUAAUGACAAAGAAAAUGAUAGUGAAUCAUCAAAUCGUAUUGAUACACCAACAAUAAAUGAACACAAAUAUGUUUAUGCUGAAGAUCAAUGGAGUCCCACAAAUCCAACAGGGAAAAAAAUAUAUGAUUCUGAAUUUUUAACUAAAAUUCAACAUCAUCCAUUGUGUCAAAUUAAACCACCAAAUUUACCAAAUUUGGAUAUUGUACAAAAAUAUGGUACUGUUAGACAAGCUCCAUCAUCACGUAAUAGUUCCAUGGACUUUUUAAAAUCAUCAAGAAAUCAUGAAAUGUUUACACCUGGAUUUGCCAAAGCUGGUUUCAAUAGAAUGCAAGUAGCACCAGGUAACAAAAAGAGUUUCCAAGGAAAUAACAAAAAAGUUAGUAAAAGUGGUGUGAUACAUGUGUCAUUAUCAUUACAUGAAGAUGUUAAAUUACGUGAAUCAGAAAAUGCAUGGAAACCAACACCUCGUUCAAAGACAGAUAUUGCAAAUGAUGAUGAAGCUAAAACACAAGCACUUUAUAAAAAAGUACGUAGUAUAUUAAAUAAAUUAACACCACAGAAAUUUGAUACAUUGGUUAAUCAAGUUAGAGAUUUAGAAAUUGAUUCACAUGAAAGAUUGCAAGGUGUUAUUGAUUUAGUUUUUCAAAAAGCUCUUGAAGAACCAAAUUUUUCAGUAGCAUAUGCACUCAUGUGUAAACAAUUGGCACAAAUGCAAAUUGCUGGUGGUGAUAAAAAACAAGACAAUGAAACUAAACAAGAAAAAGAUAAUAAAACAAAUUUUAGAACUUUAAUAUUAUCACGUUGCCAACAUGAAUUUGAAAGUACAACUGUUGAUGAAGUUGCACGUGCAUCUAAACUUAAAGAAAUUGACGAAUGUGUUGAUGUUCUUAAGAAAAAAGAAUUAAUAGCAUUACUUGAUGAUGCUGAUCGUCGUUUACGUAUGAAAUCAGUUGGUAAUAUUAGAUUUAUUGGUGAAUUAUAUAAACAAGAUAUGCUUAGAGUUGCUAUUAUGCAUACAUGUAUAAAACAUUUAUUAACAACACCAGAUGAAGAUAAUCUUGAAUGUCUUUGUAAAUUAUUAACAACAAUUGGUAAAACAAUGGAAAGUACUAAAAAUAAUAGUUUCAAUGAUUAUUUUUCAACAAUGACUGAAUUAACUAAACGUAAAACUGGUGAUAAAAAAAUAAGCUCAAGAGUUAGAUUUAUGUUACAAGAUGUUAUUGAUUUAAGAGCACAAAAAUGGAAACCAAGAAGAGAUGAAGGUAAUCCAAAAACAAUGGAUCAAGUUAGUAAAGAACAUGCAUCUGAACAUUUGGAUAUUGAAUUAAAUAAUACACCAAUUAAUACACCAAGAAAAGAUGAUAGAAAUUCAGACAGAAGACGAAACAGAGGAGGUAAUGGUAAUACAAAUGAAGAUGGUUGGAGUGUAGCAACUAAAUCAACAAGACAACCAUAUUCUGUUGAAUCAUCAAAACUAAAUGCUAAAGUACCAGCCAUGGAUGAAAUGAGACUUGGUGGAAGAGAUUUAUUCCGAUGGGGAUCAUCUGCUGCAGCUGGAAAUGAUAAUCCAAUGCAAAAUAUGCAAAAUAAAUAUGCUCUUUUAGAUUCAAUGGAAACUGACAAAAAACCAUCAAUUCAAUUACCUGGAUCAAGAUCCACUGGUGCUACAAGAGAUUACAGACCAGAGUAUAAAACUUGGGAUAGCAAUAGAGGUUCAAGAAAUGGUAUUCAUCAAGUUCAAAGUAGCAGUAGUAGUAUGUCAAGACGUGACUCACGUGAAAAUUCUGUGCCUGAGAUAACAUCAAGAAGCCAGAGCAUGUCAAUGCCACCACCAUCAGCAUCAAAAUAUAACAAACGUCCACCUCUAUUAGCAACACCUCCAAGUGAUAAAAAAGUUCUCACUGAGGAUCAAAUUAAAAAUGAAAUAAUUACUGUUCUUGGUGGUUGCAAGACUUCUCCAAAUGUUGAUGCAUUCAUUGAUACUGCUAUGGAUCAAUUGAAUGAUAAGCUUGACAAUUCAACUUAUCCAUAUUUCAUUAGUGAAUCAUUGAAUCGCAUUUUGGAGAAAUCAUCACUUCAUCGUGAAUAUUAUUCCAGUCUUUUUGCACACAUGAUUGUCAACAAGAUGUUCCCAAUUUCAUUAUUCCAAGCAGAAUAUGAUAAAUUAAUAGAAGUAGCAGAAGAUCUUGUUAUUGAUCUUCCAAAAUUCUGGACAUAUGCAGCUGAAAUACUGAAACCAUUAGUAGUUCGUGGUGCACAUCCAUUGAAUGAAUUAAAACGUACGACAUCAGUACUAAAAAAUAGUGGUACAGUUGGUAAACUUGUUGGUGAAUUAUUAACAAUAUUAGCACAAAGUGAAGGACCAAAAUUAAUAGCUGACAAAUGGAAUAAAAGUGGAAUUAAAUGGACUGAUUUAGUUGAUACAUCAAAAGAAAAUCCUGAUAAUAUUGUUAAAGAAUAUAAUUUAGAAUUUUUAACAAAUGAUGCAACAGACAAAUUACCAAGUGGUAUAGAAUUGACAUAUGAACAAAUUCAUGACCAAUUAAUAAAAUUAUUACGUGAUAGUGAUUUUGAUAAUAUAACAAGUUGGAUAACAGCAAGUGUUGGACAAGAAGGUUUUAAAAAACCAAAAUUCAUAAGAACACUUGUAACAUCAAUACUAGAAACAGUUGUUGAACCAUUAAAAAAUUCAUACAAAGUAAAUCGUCAAAAACUUGAUCACUUUUUACCGCUUAUGGCACGUUAUGUUGACACAAAUCCAGAGUUGGAACUUCAAUGUUUAUAUGCCCUCACUGCUUUUAAUCAUAAAUUGGAAAAUCCUCAAGGUGUUUUAUGCAGCAUAAUUGAUGGACUUUAUGAAGUUGGAGUAGUAUCAGACAAUGCCUUUUUGGCAUGGCAAACUUGUACCGAUAAAGCUGAAAUGUUAGGUCAUGGUUGUGCUGUAUUAGCUCUCACAUCAUUCUUUGUUCAACUCAAAGAGGGUCAUGAAGAAUCAAGCGAGGAAGCAUGAGUAUUCCAACAAUUAGAAAAGGAUUUAAUCAUAUAUAAAUCCAAUAUUAUAUAAAUAGCUAAUGAAAAAUUAUAAUAAAAAAAUAAAAAUUAAAAAAAAAAAAAAAGUGAACUUAUAAAUAAAUAUUGCAAAUACAAAUGAGGUAUAAAAUAAUAAUAAUAAUAGUAAUAAAAAGAUCAAUAAAUUUUGAGCCGAGUCAACGUUAUAAUAUUAUUAUUUAUAUACGUUGUGAUUUAUGAGUUUUUAUGUCGUGGGAUUUAAGUUGUCCUGUGCAUACAACUGUUUAAGUGCUCAAAAAAUUCAUUCACACAAGAACUUCGUGCUAAAGACUUAUAUUUUUUAAAAUCAUACACAUAGAAAAAAAAUAAAAAAAACUAAAUAAUUAUACUAAUAAUAAUGAUAAUAAUUUAACAACAAAGUAAAUCACUCCACAGAUGUACAUCCACUAUAUUGUCUUGAUUGAUAAUGAGGCCAAAUUUGUGAAACAAUUUUAUGAAAAUUUAUACGAGAUUUAUUUUGUUCCUUUUUAGUUUGUUUUUUUUUUUUUUUCUUUUUUUUUUCCCUUAGAAUGACAUGAAAGUGGCGUAAUGACUGCGAAUAAGUGUAUGUUUAUCAUAAAGUGUUUGUACAAUAGUGUAAGAUGACACACGAAAUUAUCAAGCUUCAAAAAAAAAAAAAUAUUAAAAAAAUGAAAAAAAAAAUGGUAAACUUGUUAUUAAAAAAAAUCAAAAAAAAAAAA
This is a messenger RNA of Aphidius gifuensis, 8369 nucleotides long. RefSeq names its product eukaryotic translation initiation factor 4 gamma 3-like (gene Eif4g). The record is from RefSeq and is a predicted model, not a curated record. Gene Ontology annotation, molecular function: protein binding; translation initiation factor activity; mRNA binding. The transcript is spliced from 14 exons. Gene Ontology annotation, cellular component: eukaryotic translation initiation factor 4F complex. Bases 1712 to 7630 code for a protein of 1972 amino acids. Lineage: Eukaryota; Metazoa; Arthropoda; Insecta; Hymenoptera; Braconidae.